This is a messenger RNA of Pseudocercospora fijiensis CIRAD86, 156 nucleotides long. RefSeq lists its product as uncharacterized. NCBI's taxonomy places the organism in Eukaryota, Fungi, Ascomycota, Dothideomycetes, Mycosphaerellales, Mycosphaerellaceae. The transcript is spliced from 2 exons. The coding region runs from base 1 to 156 and encodes 51 amino acids. The record is from RefSeq and is a predicted model, not a curated record.
AUGGGUGUGAUGAAAGAGACGUGGCCUGGACGAGAGGAAAGAGAUAACUACAUACUGAUGAAGGAAAUAACGAAGCAGAAGAGGAGUGGUCCGAGUGGAGGGGAUUUGUGGGCCAGGCCCAGGCUGCUCGCGUGGCUUACUGUGCUGCCAAGGUAA